This is a messenger RNA of Brassica napus (rape), 2614 nucleotides long. Its product is annotated as beta-galactosidase 5. Gene Ontology annotation, molecular function: beta-galactosidase activity. NCBI's taxonomy places the organism in Eukaryota, Viridiplantae, Streptophyta, Magnoliopsida, Brassicales, Brassicaceae. Gene Ontology annotation, cellular component: vacuole; cell wall. The record is from RefSeq and is a predicted model, not a curated record. Gene Ontology annotation, biological process: carbohydrate metabolic process. The coding region runs from base 298 to 2490 and encodes 730 amino acids. The transcript is spliced from 17 exons.
GCUCUAGGUUAAUGCAAAUAAAGUAAUUCUACCAGUUAGUUUAGAUUAUUUGGAUAGCUCCAUUCAUUUAUUUUUUGUUCUCAACUAAUUCACUCACACCAAUUUGUGUGUUAUAUCUACAAAAUUAGUGGAGAGUGGGGGAGCCUGGGAGCAAAACCAAAGAUAUAUCAGACCAACGACACUUAACACAGAGUCUUUGCUUCUUCUCUGAUCUUACAUUCUUUUUGUUUUUUUUUGUUUUUUGAAAGAAUUCGUUUCCCUCUCAACUCCCUCUCAUUUCCUCAUCUUUCAGAAAAAAUGGGAACCACAUUGGUUCUCACCAAGAUCCUAUGUUUCUUGCUAAUAACAAUGGUAAUUGGAUCCGCCAUGAUCCAAUGCAGCAUAACCUACGACAAGAAAGCCAUCGUCAUUAAUGGCCACCGCAGAAUCCUACUUUCCGGCUCCAUUCACUACCCAAGAAGCACCCCUGAGAUGUGGGAAGAUCUUAUAAAGAAGGCUAAAGACGGAGGCUUGGAUGUUAUUGACACUUAUGUUUUCUGGAAUGGUCAUGAACCUUCUCCUGGCACUUACGAUUUCAAAGGGAGAUACGAUCUGGUAAGAUUCAUUAAGACAGUACAAGAAGUGGGGCUUUAUGUUCAUCUUAGAAUCGGCCCUUACGUUUGUGCAGAAUGGAAUUUUGGAGGGUUUCCUGUUUGGUUGAAGUAUGUACCUGGGAUUAGCUUUAGAUCAGAUAAUGGACCCUUCAAGGCUGCGAUGCAAGGCUUCACGCAGAAGAUUGUUCAGAUGAUGAAAGAGCAUAGAUUCUUCGCGUCACAAGGUGGACCUAUUAUCUUAUCUCAGAUCGAAAAUGAGUUUGGUCCUGAGCUUAAAGCGCUUGGACCAGCUGGUCACUCAUACAUUAACUGGGCUGCGAAAAUGGCGGUUGGUUUGGACACUGGAGUCCCGUGGGUGAUGUGCAAGGAAGAUGAUGCACCUGAUCCUAUUAUAAACGCUUGCAACGGAUUCUACUGCGAUUAUUUCACUCCAAACAAACCAUAUAAGCCAAAAAUGUGGACAGAAGCAUGGAGUGGCUGGUUCACAGAGUUUGGUGGAACCAUUCCAAAGCGACCUGUAGAGGAUCUAGCGUUUGGAGUCACACGUUUCAUACAAAAGGGCGGGUCGUAUAUAAAUUACUACAUGUACCAUGGAGGAACAAACUUUGGACGCACAGCAGGAGGUCCAUUUAUCACCACUAGUUACGAUUAUGAUGCUCCCAUCGAUGAAUACGGGUUGGUCCAAGAACCAAAGUACAGCCAUCUUAAGCAGCUACACCAAGCAAUUAAGCAAUGUGAAUCAGCUUUAGUUUCCUCUGAACCAAAGGUUACCAAACUAGGAAACUACGAGGAGGCUCAUGUUUUCUCUGCUGGUAAAGGAAGCUGUGUGGCUUUCCUAUCGAACUAUCACAUGAACGCACCUGCAAAAGUAGUGUUCAACAAUCGGCAUUAUACUCUACCUGCUUGGUCCACAAGCAUUCUUCCGGAUUGCAGAAACGUUGUUUUCAACACUGCCACGGUUGUGGCAAAGACAUCACAAGUGCAAAUGGUUCCAUCUGGCUCCAUCUUGUACUCGGUGGGGAGAUACGAUGAAGAUAUUGCUACUUAUGGAGACCGUGGGACAAUCACAGCUCUUGGAUUGUUGGAGCAGAUUAACGUUACACGAGAUACAAGUGAUUACCUUUGGUACAUAACCAGUGUGGAUAUUAAGGCAUCGGAAUCUUUCUUGCGUGGAGGAAAAUGGCCGACUCUUACGGUGGAUUCAGCAGGGCAUGCUGUUCAUGUGUUUGUUAAUGGACAUUUUUACGGAUCUGCCUUUGGGACAAGAGAAAACAGAAGGUUUUCCUUUAGCGCACCGGUCAAUCUUCGAGGUGGAGCUAACAGAAUCGCUCUACUAAGCGUAGCAGUUGGUUUGCCGAAUGUUGGGCCACAUUUUGAGACGUGGGCCACGGGGAUUGUCGGGUCUGUCGCGCUGCACGGCCUUGACGGAGGUAACAAAGACUUGAGUCGACAGAAAUGGACCUAUCAGGUUGGUCUGCGAGGUGAAGCAAUGAACUUGAUCUCUCCUUCAGAAGCUUCCUCUGAUGAUUGGAUCAAAGGCUCAUUAGCAAAGCAAAACAAACAGCCUUUGACCUGGUACAAGGCCUUCUUUGACGCUCCAAGAGGGAACGAGCCGCUGGCUUUGGAUCUGAGGAGUAUGGGGAAAGGACAAGCUUGGAUAAACGGACAAAGCUUAGGGAGAUACUGGAUGGCUUUCGCCAAAGGAAACUGCGGGAGUUGCAACUACGCAGGAACAUACAGAGAAGCCAAAUGCCAAUCUGGUUGUGGCGAGCCUACACAAAGAUGGUAUCACGUUCCGCGUUCGUGGUUGAAGCCAAGAGGGAACUUGAUAGUGCUCUUUGAAGAACUUGGUGGAGAUGUCUCCAAAGUCUCUGUUGUAAAGAGAUCAGUACACUAAAAACUCAAUCUUGUGUGUUCAUUAUUAUUAACACAACAGCAUUCCUCAUGCUGCUGUUAAGUUAUCAAUCCAUGUUUAUUGUGAUCAUAACAAAGAUAAGUUUAUAAAUACCAAAUUUGCAUCA